AUGAGCUCUGCCCUGCUGCUGGCCCUCCUGGGCAUCACCCUCACCGCCCCCCGAGUACGGGGCCUGACCUGCCAGUCGGGGACACUGCACGCUGUGAGGAAUGUAUCGGACCUGCCCCUCCAGUGGACAGCUAGCCAGGACCAAUGUGAGGAUGGCUGGGGCUGCCUUGACGUGCUGAUACUCACUAAGAAUGGACCUCUCGUGGACGUGGUGGUCAUCAAGGGCUGCGUCCGAGGCAGAGCCGAUCAUGAGGCCCACAUCACCCAGCACAGGGCAGGUCCUGGCCUGUCCAUCACCUCCUACACCCGGGUAUGCCGGGAGGACCUGUGCAACAGUCUCUCCAACAGCCUCCCUCUCUGGACCCCGAGCCAGCCCACAGUCCUGGGGUCUGUGCGGUGUCCAGUCUGCUUGUCUGCAGAAGACUGUCCGUCUGCAGCAGAGAUGACCUGCCCCGCCGAGAGCUCGCACUGCUACAGUGGGGUCCUCCUUUUCAAAGUUGGGAACCGCCCCAUCCGUCUGAGAGUCCGGGGAUGCAUGUCCCAAGCAGGCUGCAACCUGCUUAACGGGACUCAGGAAAUCGGGCCUAUCAGUGUGCAGGAGACCUGUGACUCUACGGAUUUUCUGACCUGUCAUCGGGGGAACACAUUGCAGAUUUCUCGAAACCUGAUUCAGGAACCUACUGAUUGGUCCACAAGUGGGGAGGAGCCGUGUAAUCCUGGGGAGAUGUGUCAGGAGACACUUCUGCUCAUAGAUGUAGGACUCAGAUCAGUCCUGAUGGGGAGCAAAGGCUGCAUCAAGGCCAGGACACAGGAUUCCCGUGCUAUCUCCAUACACUCGGGGCCCCCCGGAGUGUUUGUCGCCUCCUAUGUCCGGUUCUGCUCCUCCAACUGGUGCAACUCGGCCGCCAGCAGCAGCGUCCUGUUGAACUCCCUCCCUCGUCCAGCUCCCCCUGCCCCAGGAGACCUAGAGUGUCCCACCUGUCUGUCAGUCUUUGGAUCCUGCAAACCUGAGAUUGUGAGAUGUCCUAAGGGCACCAGUCGUUGUUACAAGGGUCACUUUGCUCUCAGGGGAGGUGGGCUGAGCUCCCCAUUGAAUAUCCAGGGCUGCGUGGCCCAACCUUCCUUGUUGAACCGCAUCCGGAAUAUUGGGGUCUUUUCUGUGAUCGAGAACCGUGAUGGUCAGGAUGAUGUGAAUGAGCCUAUACUGCAAGGUGGAGCUGCCCCUGCCCCCUACCUGCCCUAG
Messenger RNA from Hippopotamus amphibius kiboko, 1242 nucleotides. It is a transcript of the gene CD177, whose product is annotated as CD177 molecule. The transcript is spliced from 9 exons. The record is from RefSeq and is a predicted model, not a curated record. Gene Ontology annotation, cellular component: plasma membrane raft; plasma membrane. Lineage: Eukaryota; Metazoa; Chordata; Mammalia; Artiodactyla; Hippopotamidae. The coding region runs from base 1 to 1242 and encodes 413 amino acids. Gene Ontology annotation, biological process: positive regulation of neutrophil degranulation; leukocyte cell-cell adhesion; cell-cell junction maintenance.